Molecule: messenger RNA, 1870 nt
Organism: Sorex araneus (European shrew)
Lineage: Eukaryota; Metazoa; Chordata; Mammalia; Eulipotyphla; Soricidae
Gene: KLF11
Product: KLF transcription factor 11
Exons: 4
Coding region: 131-1666 (511 amino acids)
Biological process (GO): regulation of transcription by RNA polymerase II
Molecular function (GO): RNA polymerase II cis-regulatory region sequence-specific DNA binding; DNA-binding transcription factor activity, RNA polymerase II-specific
Source: RefSeq, a predicted model, not a curated record
CGGGGCACAGCCGCGCGGGCGGGCGGAGGCGCGCGCCGGUCGCUGGAGCUCCGGGUCGCCGCUGCCACCGCCCGCCGCGCACCGAGCUCCCGCCCCGGGGCUGCUGGGUGGCCUCCAGGCCGUUGGCACUAUGCACACGCCAGGUUCUGCGGGCCCGGGCGACGCGCGCGCGGUGGAGAUCAUGGACAUAUGUGAGUCCAUUCUGGAGAGGAAGCGGCAUGACAGCGAAAGGUCUACCUGCAGUAUCUUGGAGCAGACCGACAUUGAGGCUGUUGAGGCCCUUGUUUGCAUGAGCUCCUGGGGUCAAAGAGCCCAAAAAAGUGAGCUCUUAAAGAUCCGACCCCUCACUCCUGUCUCCGACUCGGGGGAUGUCCCCACCAGUGGACACGUGGAUGCAGCAGCAGCCGAGCUACCAAAGGACUUCCACUCUCUAUCAACUCUGUGCAUGACUCCUCCUCAGAGCCCUGACCUCAUGGAUCCUUCGAUGGGAACACUUGUCACUUCCCAAAUAACUGAUUCCAAAGCACGCUUGGUCGUAGCCACGCCCUCGGCGCCCGUUGGGCCCGCUAACGUGCAGAGCAGGAGGGCGGAGAAGGGCCUGCCUGCGGUGAAGCCGGAGCCUCGGGAGCCAGCCAUGGGCCCCACCUGCAGGGCCACGGUGACAAGCGUCAUCUGCCACACUGCGGGGAACCCUCCCACCCACAUUCCUACUGCCCAGGCUCCGGACCUUGGACAGUCAGACAGCAGAGAAGGGAAAGCACGGUUCCUGGGACCUACAGAAGCUCUGCAGGACGCACCCCUCACGGACAAUGCGCUUGCUGCUGACUUGGUGUCCUGCCAGCCCUGUUUGCACAAGUCUGGUGGCCUGGUCCCCACUGACGGUGGCCACCAGGUAGGCUGGCCUCUCGCAGUCAAAACCUGCUCACCAAAGAAUUCCGAAAGUGACUUGCCCGGGAAGGCCGCUCCUCUGAUUUCUGUCCCUGUCCCCAACCCUCCUGUCCUUUGCCAAAUGAUCCCUGUGACUGGACAAAAUGGCAUGUUAUCAGCUGUUUUGAAGCCGCCUUCCCAAGUGUCAGCGGGGACUGCCAAGCCCAUCCUGCCCCAGCCUGUGGUGGUGGGCCCCUCUGUGCCUCAGGGAGCCGUGAUGCUGGUUCUGUCCCACGGAGCCCUCCCCCCGCCCGCCGCCUGCCCGUCGGCCCUGAUGGCUGUCGGGAGCCCCAAGUUACUGCCCCUCGCGCCUGCGCCAGUGUUCAUUGCCUCCAGUCAAAACUGUGCCCCUCAAGUAGACUUUUCCAGAAGAAGGAACUAUGUGUGCAGCUUCCCAGGCUGUCGGAAAACAUACUUCAAAAGCUCCCACCUCAAGGCUCAUCUCCGCACUCACACGGGGGAGAAGCCUUUCAGCUGCAGCUGGGAGGGCUGCGAUAAGAAAUUUGCUCGGUCGGAUGAACUCUCUCGCCACCGCCGAACUCACACGGGGGAGAAGAAGUUUGCGUGCCCCGUGUGUGACCGGCGCUUCAUGCGCAGUGACCACCUUACGAAGCACGCCCGGCGCCACAUGACGACCAAGAAGAUUCCUGGCUGGCAGGCGGAGGUCGGCAAACUGAACCGGAUCGCCUCAGCUGAGAAGCCGGGCAGCCCGGGCGCGGGUGCGCCUGCCUCAGCCUGAACCACCUCAGGCACCUUCAGAACCGCUCUGUGGGGACUCGAACUCGCGCUUCUCCCAGAAGUUCAUCUCAGAGGCUUGGGCCAAGUGGGAGCUGGCUCUGAUGAAAGUAUGUUCACUUGUUCUUUUCCGUUGGGACCCUGUUCAAUAUCUUUUGUAGUUUCAGAAGUUUUAUUGUUGGUUUUUUGUUUCUUUCUUUUUUUUUUU